Zasmidium cellare ATCC 36951 is the source of this 2880-nucleotide messenger RNA. RefSeq lists its product as uncharacterized. Bases 1 to 2880 code for a protein of 959 amino acids. Lineage: Eukaryota; Fungi; Ascomycota; Dothideomycetes; Mycosphaerellales; Mycosphaerellaceae. Gene Ontology annotation, molecular function: microtubule binding. The transcript has a single exon. The record is from RefSeq and is a predicted model, not a curated record.
AUGGCACAUUCAGCAGCCGCAGCAGCGAGAACGCGACUUGCCAGCAGCAGGGCGAGCUCUCCCCAAGACGACAACACAUUCGCCACGGCCACAGCGACGAGUUUCAAGGAUGCAAUCCAUUCAACACCUCAAGUGGGCUAUGAUGCGACCGAAGACGACAUCCCGCUCCACUACAAUCAAUUCCCAGAGCCCUCCGAGGCGGGCAGCGACGGCAGCGCCGACAUGUCCAUUGAGCUUGGACGGGGCAUCAAGCGAGGCGCUCGUAGAGAUCAUGACAUGUCAUCGGAGCUGGUUUUCAACUUCGGAAACGACAACAGCCAGUACAAGAUUACGGGCACUCCUCCGGUCAGACCCCGCAAGCCCGAUGGCACAUUGAGAAAGGAGGCUUCAGUUCGACGCGCAACCGAGUCUGCACGAGCAAAUGAGGCGCCGAAAAAGGGCACCCCUGGCCAGAAGCAAAGAGCAGUAUCAGACAACAUGCACGUGAGGCCUGGACAAUCGCAACCACCGCCAGCGAUGGGCACUGUACGCAGCUCGCGCUUCGUAAGCUCGCGACAUGCGUCUGCAAACUACGGCGUCAUUCCCACACGAUUCACCACCAAUGGUGGCCUCGAAUCAUCCCAGCAAACACCUCGCCAGCAGGUACAGGGUAAUGCCACCGUACAGUCGGCAGUGCACACGAUCAGCCAGUCAUUUGUAUUGCCAGACUUUCCCGACAUCACGGAGCUUGUGUCGGGCAUGCGAAAAGACGGGACACCUCUGGUCAAACGAACGAACGGAGGCCGCUCCAGGUUUGCGUCUACCACGUACAAGCCACUAGCUCAGGAUCACGCCGCCAUAGAAGGCAUCGCACUUCCCGAGGAUGAGAAGGCAAUAUUUGUGUCUCUGCAACACGCUCGUGAGAAGACCGCAAGGCUUGAGUCAGAGAACAGUGAAGCACAGAAGCGCAUUGAGGAGCUUGAACUUCAAGUCGCCGAGAUGAAGCAUCAACUACAGUUGGCAAGUCGGCGACCCGACAGCGCCUUGGGGUCGGAGGAUGAUACCUUGGACGCAGCAGGCUUUCAGACGGAUAAAGCCAGACUGCAGGGCAAAGUUGCAGCCCUGCAGGAGCGUCUGUCAAAGUCCGAGCGUAAGAUCAGCGUUGCAGAAAUCACCUCCACCCGAGUUGUCAAGGAACGGGACGGUCUGGUCACGCAAAUUGCAGCAGUAUACUUCCAAAACGAGGAGCUCAGCAGUGAAAACCAAGAGUUGCGCACUGCUCGGGCCGAGCUUUCUAAAGAGAACGAGGAGUUGAAAGACACGGUCAAUGAACUACGGGACGAGAAUAACAGGCUGAAGAACAUGGAGAGUGAGGUGGAAAGGAAUCAAGCCUCAGGUGCGCAGAGCAAAGUCGAAAAGAGGCGUCAGCAGGAAGUCAAUCAUUUGAAACGAACUCGGUCGACCAAGAAGUCUGAGGAACCACGCACUCUUGUUGAUGGAGAGGUCAGCCGUGAGCCAAACCACCGCCGUCAAUCCAGCGACCAUCAUGACUCCACCUUCGUCCGAGACUUAGCUACUCGAAUCGAGCUGGAAGUACGAAAGAUGAGGGAAGACGCAGCUUCCGGGACUCAGCCUCGCAACGAUGCCCGGGAUCAGCGUACGGCAAAUGGGCGUUCUAGGUCUCGAUCAAACACUCGUCGCGCUUCUCUGAACGAGAACCCCGUGUCUCUCAAGCGACACAUCUCCGCACCUGCUACGACGAACGCCAACGAAUCCCGCUCGACGAAAGAAUUCGAUGUUCCUGGGGGUUCGAGACACACGAAAAUCGAUGGCAGGAUGACGGUAGCCCAAGAAGACCUGACCGAGCUCAGUGUGUUGGAUCCUGAGGACGUUGCCAAUCUGCGUAGGAAGCUGGAGGAGGAGAAGCGAUCAGGCCGCCUUCGGAAGCGAACGUCCAGCAGGGUCGACAUGGAGACAGAUGAUACAGCUCGGUCGGUCUCGAGGCAGAGCAUGCCACGCAAAUCAUCACUGAAAGAUUUGGCUGGCGGCGUCGAGGAUGGAACUGGCCGUUUCAGCCUGCGUGGCGACGAUGUCUCCAGGGUUACAAAGACUGUGCGAGUCCAGUCGCCUCACUCGUCGCAGGAUAUCCUGGAGCCGCAGCAGGACACCGAGACUGGCAGCAUUUCCAUGGUCAGCAACACCAGCCGUCGUCGACGACGCAAUUCCGAAACUGAGGGGAUGACUUCAGCAUUCAUUGUGCCAGAUAUCACACUGCACGGCUCCCAAAUGCCAACGACGACUGGUAACGCUUGCAUUGACCACAACGUCGCCAGAUGCACUGUCUGUGCCAAGGGUGAACAGGAGGUGUCGAUACCUAAGCCAGUCCCAGCCAGCGAUCGAGACGUAGGCGACGUGACCGAUGCUACGAUUCGACCUUCCCAGCCCCCUGAGGAAGCACUCGCAAUGGUCAUCAAGAACCUUGAAGACGAGAUCAAGCACUUGAAGCUACAACGCGAGUCUCAAAACAGGCUGUACAACCAGCACGAGCCGGCGAUCUCCAAGCGUCGCAGACAAGACGUUAAAGCCAAGAUCGAUGUCCUGACGGCACAUAUUGAGAAGCGAAGCGAUCAGGUCUAUGCCUUGUACGAUGUCGUUGAGGGUCAGAAGCAGCAGGCGGAAGCCGCCAUGGCGAAGGGAGAGGAAGUCAAGGGAACAACCCAGCAAGAGAUCGAUGAGACGCUCGAGAGCAUUGGAAUCGACCCUGUGCAACUGUCCGGCCAUGUUGGCAGAAAAGCACCCGUGGGUCUUGGCGAUGGAGACGACUUGAGCGAGGAGAGUGUUUGGGAAGGAUUGAGUGACAUCAGCAGUGAGGACGAGGUUCAUGGAUUUGGUAGGAAGUGA